Styela clava is the source of this 2162-nucleotide messenger RNA. The record is from RefSeq and is a predicted model, not a curated record. Lineage: Eukaryota; Metazoa; Chordata; Ascidiacea; Stolidobranchia; Styelidae.
CUCACACAUCAUGUUACAGUAUGAAGAAACCGAUUCUCGCUCUGGAGAAAAAGCAGAAGAAAAGGAAGAUUCAUCUGAAAAUGAUGAUGUAGAAAAGGAAAAUUUGUACACUACCUACUUUGUCGAUAAGAUUUCUGUUCCUCAUGAUGAUGACGAAGAAAUUGAAAACUGCGGGCCGAGUUGUUGUGAAAUCGAUAUGCCACCUUUUAGUUGGAAGAGAAUGUGGGCUUUUACUGGACCCGGAUUUCUUAUGAGCAUCGCCUAUUUGGACCCUGGGAACAUUGAGUCGGACUUGCGAUCAGCUUCCGUAGCAGGAUUUCAGCUUCUCACAAUGUUGUUCACUGCGACAAUUAUGGGUUGGUUGAUGCAAAGGCUUGCAGCUCGAUUGGGAGUGGUCACUGGAAUGCAUUUAGCAGAAGUUUGCAACAAGCAAUAUAGAAAAAUUCCGAGGCUGAUAUUAUGGAUCAUGGUAGAAAUUGCCAUAAUAGGAGCUGAUAUGCAAGAAGUUAUAGGAUCGGCGAUAGCGUUUGUUCUUUUGUCAGGAGGUCUGAUUCCACUUUGGGGCGGGGUACUCAUUACAACAUUCGACGCAUUUGUUUUUCUGAUGUUGGACAAAUACGGCUUACGAAAACUAGAAGCCUUGUUUGCUUUUCUUAUCUCAGUUAUGGCUAUUACGUUUGGAUAUGAAUAUAUUGUAGUGGCGCCUGAUCAAAAAGAGGUGAUAAUCGGUCUAUUCUCACCCGUAUGUAAAGAUUGCGGUCCAGAAGUGUUGCUUCAAGCCGUUGGUAUUAUCGGUUGCGUCAUCAUGCCGCAUAAUAUUUAUCUCCAUUCUGCACUCGUGAAAUCCCGCGAUAUCGAUAGAAACAAACCUCGUAUGGUUAAUGAAGCAAAUUUUUAUUAUUUGGUCGAGUCGGGAAUUGCAUUAACAAUAUCUUUCACGAUAAACCUUUUUGUUGUUUCUGUUUUCGCCGAAGCCUUCUACGGAGUUACUAAUUCGGAAUUGAAUGCGACUUGUGCAAAUACAUCGAUUCCCAAUAGCGAAGGCGCGUUUCCGUAUGAUGAGACUACAGCAAAUCAAACAGCCCAUACGGACUUAUUUAAAGGUGGUAUAUUUCUAGGGUGCUUUUAUGGACCGGCAGCAUAUUACAUUUGGGCAGUUGGCCUUCUGGCGGCAGGUCAGAGUUCAACAAUGACCGGAACUUAUUCCGGACAGUUUGUUAUGGAAGGAUUUUUGGACCUUAGAUGGUCAAGAUUCAAAAGAAUUCUCUUGACUAGGUCAAUUGCAAUUGGUCCCACUCUGCUUCUUGCUAUAUUUACAGAUAUUUACAGCAUUACUGGGGUUAAUGAUUUGUUGAAUGUACUACAAAGUCUUCAACUACCAUUUGCUUUGAUACCAAUUCUGCAUUUUACAUCGUCAACAGACGUUAUGGGUAACUACAAGAAUUCUCGAAUAUGGUUUGCUAUUGGCACGAUGAUAUCUGUAAUGGUAAUAGGUAUCAACAUAUAUUUUGUGAUUGUAUACGUUGGCAAACUUCCCCACCCCGGCUGGUACGCCUUGGUAGCGGUAGUUGGCAUUGCCUAUCUUAGUUUUGUGUCAUAUCUUGUUGUACAAUUAUUAUCAGGAAUAUUUGGAAUUUGGAAAUGUGAAGGAAAAAACAAAUACAGCUUGGAAAUGCAUACAAAGAAAAACGUUUCUACGUAUGCUAAUGAACAGUACUUUUGUAAAGAACCUUCAUUGGAUUUAACAGAAAUGGACGUGGGGGGAUUUAAUAAUUCAGGUUUUGAUAGCGAUGUGUACAAAAAAGAAUAAUGAAAUGAUCUGUAACAUAAUGUCUUGAUUAGAUUGACUCACUAUCAACAAAACCAAGACUGAUUAUUAUUCUCAUAAAAACGAUAUUUUCUGACUGGACUACAUACUGGCGGAGAUUAUGUAAAAAUGCCGUGCGGGGACAUGAUGUCCGAUUCCCCGUGAAAACACUUUACUAUUUAACAGAACUUAAUCUCAGCAUAGUCCGUUUCCUCAAUUCAUCAUAGACUGAGACAGGGAAGGGGAUUAUAUAGUGACGUCAUCAACAAGAACCCGAAAAAUCUAAAUAGUGUUUGAUAUUAUAAUAUAACCCUAUUUCAUCUGAGUUUUGUCGAAAAUUUAGUUGAAAUUGUUU